Solanum lycopersicum (tomato) is the source of this 672-nucleotide messenger RNA. Its product is annotated as protein yippee-like At4g27740. The record is from RefSeq and is a predicted model, not a curated record. NCBI's taxonomy places the organism in Eukaryota, Viridiplantae, Streptophyta, Magnoliopsida, Solanales, Solanaceae.
UUUUCCACCCCUAUUUUAUCCUCCAUCAUUGUCAAAAUAGCAAUUGCUAAGAAAAUUCAAUCUUCCUUGCAGAGUUAGUAAUACUAAUACUAUUGCAACUUAAUCCCUUCUCUUUCUUUCCUUUGUUUUUGUAUAUACACACUAUUAUCAAUUAAUUAAUUAAUGGCGGAAACUGCUACGUAUAAUCACCCUUUGUUUAGCUGCAGAAUUUGCCAGAAUCCCAUCGCUCUUCGAGAUGAUCUUCUCUCUAAACGCUUUCUGGCGAAAUCAGGAAGAGCGUAUCUUUUUGGGCAUGCUAUGAAUGUGGUGGUGGGUAAAAAGGAAGAUAGAAAACUGAUGACAGGUACCUUCAGUGUUGCUGAUAUAUUCUGCAGCAAGUGUGGGCAGGAAUUGGGUUGGAAGUAUGUUAAAGCUUAUGAUCCCUCACAGAAGUACAAAGAAGGCGGAUUCAUAAUCGAGAUUGCCAAAAUUCUCAAAGAAUAUUAGUAAUAAGAUUUCAACACUUAUUUAUGUAAACAACUAAUGCUUGAUCGACUGUAAAUUAAUAAGAUUUCUGGUCAUGCAAAAACACUACUUUUAGUCCUUUGUAUGUUGUUAUCUAUCAUGCUGUUGAUGUGCAAGAAACAGGGUAAGCUUCUUUGGCAAUUAUGAUGAUUUUCACUUGUUAAUGGA